Suncus etruscus (white-toothed pygmy shrew) is the source of this 1696-nucleotide messenger RNA. RefSeq names its product early growth response 1 (gene EGR1). Lineage: Eukaryota; Metazoa; Chordata; Mammalia; Eulipotyphla; Soricidae. Gene Ontology annotation, biological process: regulation of transcription by RNA polymerase II. The transcript is spliced from 2 exons. The record is from RefSeq and is a predicted model, not a curated record. Gene Ontology annotation, molecular function: RNA polymerase II cis-regulatory region sequence-specific DNA binding; DNA-binding transcription factor activity, RNA polymerase II-specific. Bases 54 to 1682 code for a protein of 542 amino acids.
CACCCGCCCCGACACCCACGCCGGCUCUCCAGCCCGCCCGAGCGAGACCCGGGAUGGCCGCGGCCAAGGCCGAGAUGCAGCUCAUGUCCCCGCUGCAGAUCGCCGACCCCUUCGGCGCCUUCCCGCACUCGCCCACCAUGGACAACUACCCGAAGCUGGAGGAGAUGAUGCUGCUGAGCAACGGCGCCCCCCAGUUCCUCGGGGCUCCCGGGGCCCCCGAAAACAGCAGCGCGGGCGGCGGCAGCAGCGGCAGCAACAGCGGCGCCGGCGCGGGCGGAGGGGGCAGCGCCAGCAGCGGCGGCGGCGCCUUCAACCCUCCAGGGGAGGCCGGCGAGCAGCCCUACGAGCACCUGACGGCAGAGUCUUUCCCUGAAAUCGCUCUGAAUAAUGAGAAGGCUCUGGCGGAGACCAGUUACCCCAGCCAAACCACCCGGCUGCCGCCCAUCACCUACACGGGCCGCUUCUCUCUGGAGCCGGCCCCCAACAGUGGCAACACCCUGUGGCCCGAGCCCCUCUUCAGCCUGGUCAGCGGCUUGGUGAGCAUGACCAACCCACCGGCCUCCUCCUCUUCUGCACCGUCGCCGGCAGCUUCGUCCUCUUCCUCAGCCUCGCAGAGCCCGGCCCUGAGCUGUGCAGUGCAGUCCAGUGACAGCAGCCCCAUCUACUCGGCAGCACCCACUUUCCCGACGCCUAACACGGACCUCUUCCCCGAGUCCCAGAGCCAGGCCUUUCAGGGCUCAGCGGGCACGGCGCUCCAGUACCCGCCUCCUGCCUACCCUACCACCAAGGGUGGCUUCCAGGUCCCCAUGAUCCCUGACUACCUGUUUCCACAACAGCAGGGGGACCUGGGCCUGGGCACCCCAGAGCAGAAGCCCUUCCAGGGCCUGGAGAGCCGCACUCAGCAGCCUUCGCUCACUCCGCUGUCCACCAUCAAGGCCUUUGCCACGCAGUCGGGCUCUCAGGACCUGAAGGCCCUCAACACCUCCUACCAUUCCCAGCUGAUCAAGCCCAGCCGCAUGCGCAAGUACCCCAACAGGCCCAGCAAGACGCCCCCCCACGAACGCCCCUACGCCUGCCCCGUGGAGUCCUGCGACCGCCGCUUCUCCAGGUCGGAUGAGCUCACCCGCCACAUCCGCAUCCACACGGGCCAGAAGCCCUUCCAGUGUCGGAUCUGCAUGCGCAACUUCAGCCGGAGCGACCACCUCACCACCCACAUCCGCACUCACACGGGGGAGAAGCCCUUCGCCUGUGACAUCUGUGGGAGAAAGUUUGCCAGGAGCGACGAGCGCAAGAGGCACACGAAGAUCCACUUGCGACAGAAGGACAAAAAGGCAGACAAAGGGGCCGUGGCCUCCUCCACGACCUCCUCCCUCUCUUCCUACCCAUCCCCAGUGGCCGCCUCUUACCCGUCCCCUGCUACCUCGUACCCGUCCCCAGCCGCCACUUCCUACCCAUCCCCUGUGCCCUCUUACUCCUCUCCCGGGUCCUCAACCUACCCGUCACCUGUGCACAGUGGCUUCCCGUCGCCCUCGGUGGCCACCACCUACUCAGCUGUCCCCCCAGCCUUCCCAGCCCAAGUCAGCAGCUUCCCAUCCUCAGCUGUUACCAAUUCCUUCAGCGCCUCCACAGGCCUUUCGGACAUGACAGCCACCUUUUCUCCCAGGACAAUUGAAAUCUGCUAAAGAGAAAGUGGGGG